UACUUCCGGUGUUAAGCGCUGGGUUGGCGGAGGAAGGCGGCUGCUUUUCUUGGAGGAUCUUAUAGACUCCUCCCAGAAGAUCUUCUCUCCUCCUUUCUCCGCAAGGAAGGCCGCCUCUCCUCCUGCCGCCUCCAGGAGAAGGACCGAGGAGGAAAGACAGAGGAAGGAGGAGGAAAGAGCUGGGAUUCCCAUAGGGCAGAAGAGGAGCUCAAUCAGAGAGAAAAAAGGUUUUGCAAUAGAGGACAAAAGUGCUCCUCUGCACUGAAAAUAUUUCAUUUUAAAAUAAAUUGCUGGUCCUUAGGAAUGUAUCCUGGACAGCUGCAGCUGUAGUUAUUUUAUAUUAUUUUUAAUAUUUCUAAACCGAUUUUUAAAAAUAAAAAAAUCUCACAAGUGGAACGCAGAUAAAAUUAAAAGAGAGGAGCUGGUCUGUGACCGUAAUAAUAAAUUAAUUCAUUAAAAGAGAGAACACAGAUAAAAUUCACAGGCCCAUGUGGAAACCAAUAUGCCUAAAACCAUCAUUUCUAAAAACAAAAAUAGCUAAGUAAUAAAUACAUUUACUCCCACUGUUCUUUGCUUCUUUCCUCCCUCUCAGCUUCUCUUUUUGGCUGCUUUGAAAUAUGCUGGGACAAAGUAUGUGAAAGGGUUUUUAAAAAAUCCAAUAGACAUGGACAAACCUUUCAAUUUUAGUUUUAUCACUAUGUUUCAUUUUCCCCAGUUAAAUUUAAGUUGCUUUUAGUUGCCCACGUUUUGACAUAUGAAACAAAAGGACCUCUUGAAAAUUUAGUUAGUAUUUUAGUUCCAAUUUUUCUCUUAUAUUUGCCCUAAUGCAAUGCAUUUCUGUAUAUAAUUUCCCCUAAAAUUAUGCAUUGCUGUGCGCUCUUUCCCUUUGAACAGGUGUAGAAAAUCUUUUAUCACCCAGCAGGGCAGAUCCAGAUCUUUUCUCCCCACACUCAACUGUAGGCUAACUUUGGUGGGUGGGUGACCUUCAUGGGGUCAAAGAAUGCAGCCUAAGAAUGGAAACCUUAAUGCAUCUGUUCCCUUUGUAACUUACAAUAUUUUUCUUCUGGCCUGUUUUUCUGUUUGAAAUUUUCUGGAUCCUAUAUCCAGGAUACCAGAUUAGAGUCUAGUACCACUUAUCUAAGGCCAGCAGUUUCACUCUGGACUGAUAGCUGUGUUUUUCAUGUCAGUUAAAUGGCCGUGACUUUAGGUCAGCUGGUGGAGUUAGGACAGGCCAGCAUUGAUUAAGUUGUAGAUAAUCAUGACCUUGCAUAUUCUUUUACUGAGUAGACAUAAGUUGUAUAUUCAUAUUUUGAAUUUCCAGAACCAUUGUUUGCAUAUGCUGUUGGUUAUUUCCCCCUCAUUUCUCCACAUUUUCUCAAUGUGUAAUGUGCCAUUGGUUUCUCUUUCGUAAUAUUGCAGUUGGAAAUUUGUAAUGCAUUUACUGGUCUUGACAUAUUCAAAAUAAAUCUCUUCAAACACACGUUACGCUAGGCAUAGGCAAACUCCAGCCCUCCAGAUGUUUGGGACUACAAUUCCCAUCAUCCCUAGCUAACAGGACCAGGGAGGAUGGGAAUUGUAGUCCCAAACAUAUGGAGGGCUGGAGUUUGCCUAUGCCUGUGUUACGCUUUCAGGGCCUGUUUGCUAAUUUGGGCAAAUUUUAUCUUCAAUGUUUUCAUUCAGCCAACACUUCCCUUUCACAGGCUGUACAAUCUCAUCUGAGCUACAGUGUGGAUCCUCCCUACGUUACCCUGGAGAGGAAGCGACCACCAUGUGCCCUGCUCAGGGGUCGGUGAGCUUCAAGGAGGUUGCCGUGAAUUUCACUGACGAGGAAUGGGCCCUGCUUGAUCCAGGUCAGAGAGCUCUGUAUGAUGAGGUCAUGCUAGAGAUCCAUGAGAUGGUGGCCUCUCUGGGAGACGUUUGGGGGAUCCUGGCUGAGGGGGACCCAUCAGAAGUGCCGCCUGAAACAGCUGAGGAGCAAAAGAAGCUGGGGGUUCAAGAUGGAACCAACACACAAGAGGGGAGACAAAUGCAGAAGGCAGGGAGUGAAUCUGCCGCCUCUCAGGUUAACGGAAAUCAAAUCACCAGAGAGGAGAGGAAGUAUGAAUGUAAAGUGUGUGGAAAGAUGCUUGCUUCUUGCUCAAGGCUUACUUCACAUCAGAGACUGCGCUCAGGUGAAAAACCACACGAAUGCAAGGAGUGUGGGAAAAGCUUCAGUUGGAGUGGCCCUCUUGAGCUCCAUCAAAGAACUCUUACAGGCGGGAAACCGUAUAACUGUUUGGAGUGCGGGAAGAGCUUUGGUGACCGUAGCAGCCUCACUAGACAUAAAAGAACGCACACCGGGGAAAAAGCUUACAAAUGUUUGGAGUGUGGAAAGAGCUUUAGGGAAGGUUACUCCCUUACUCAGCAUCAAAGAACUCAUACAGGGGAGAAACCCUAUAAAUGCUUGGAGUGUGGGAAGAACUUUGGUCGCCUAGGCUCCCUUACGUUGCAUCAAAGAAGCCAUACAGGAGUGGAUUCUUACAUAUGUUUGGAAUGUGGAAAGAGUUUCUAUCAGAGUAGGCACCUCGCAAGACAUAAGAGAACACACACAGGGGAGAAACCUUUCGGAUGCUGGGAGUGUGGGAAGAGCUUCAGUGACAGUGGCUCCCUCACUAGACAUAAAAGAACUCACACAGGGGAAAAGCCUCACGAAUGUUUGGAGUGUGGGAAGAAUUUCAGUCGCAGCUGCAACCUUACUUUGCAUCAAAGAAGUCACACAGGGGAAAAGCCUUAUGAAUGUUUGGAAUGUGGAAAGAGCUUCGUUCGGAGUAGUCACCUCACUAGACAUAAAAGAACUCAUACAGGAGACAAAUGUUCGUAUGAGUGUCUGGAGUGUGGAAAGAGCUUUAGUCGCAGUAGCUAUCUUACUCACAUCUUAGGCUUGGAGUGUGAAAAGAUAAUGAUUAGUCCUACCAAGAGCUCCUACGAAGACCAGGGCAAAUACUGUGCUCAGUGUUAGAAUUCACUACUGUAUCUUUGGUUAAUUUUGUACUCUAUUUGUUUAACUCCAGUUUUGUUACAAUAGACAGUUGCUUAGUCUGUUGAGCCCCAUUUGCCUUCUAUUGUUGGGGAGAGAAGGGUUUUUGCUCUGAACCUUCCUGUUCAGCCAGUGUCUGUAAGGGGCAGGAGUCCGAGCAGUAGGCAGGGAGGCAGGUAUUGAUAGAGGCAAGCAAAGAGGGAGAAUAAUUAUAUAAAAAAGAACAAUGAUAGCAACAGAUGAAAAAGGUGAAAAACAAAAGCAUAAGAUAGGCAUGUAGAAUGAGUAGUGGCACAUGAGUUAAAAUAGCAAAGACCAACUAAAGACUAUCACUUUUAUCAGAUCAUCAUGUAUAGUUCCAUCUUCGCCAGGCUUGUGUUGAGGGUUUCCUUGAAAAUGAAAUGAUAAAUCACAUUUUUAAAUGUCUGGACGUUCUAGUCCUUUUCAAAAUUUUGAGGAACUUUCUCCAUUUUAGCUAUACUCCAGAGUGAGUGCAAGCUUUUGGGUUGUUUUCCCUUGUGUUUUAAUUACUUUGUGCUGCCCAGAUCCUAUAUGAGGCCAAUUAUUUUGACAUUGGUAUCAUCAAAAAUAUUCUGUAACAUUUUGGACAACGAACAAUAGCUCCUCUAUUAAUAGUUAUCAUUUCUGUCAAAAUUGAAUUUCAAAAAUCUCGCACUAACUGACAUUCCCACUAUAAGUGAUAAUGUGUACCAAGUUUAUUGCAAACCCUCCAAACAAUUUCGUUACGCAGAAUAAAACAUUUUUGGCAUUUGCAAAUAAGUCCUGUACCACCUGUGUAAUAAUAAGGCAUUUUCCCUAAGAAAACUGGAAACCAGUUUUAAGGGUCUAAUCUGAUUUUACAAGUAUUUUAUCAUCCCCACACUGAUCAUGUAGAUAUGUUAACUAAUGAUAUUUUUAAUCAAAGUUGAACACACGUCCAAGUAUCACCCAACCUCCAAAUUGCAGCCUAGUCUUAUUCUGGUAUUCCAUUUUUCAGUUAUGAAAACGGAAGUGUCGUAGUGGCAGAAAGGAUGUGAGGGGAGACAGUCUUUGUGCUGACCACCUCCAUCGCAAGGGAGUUACUGCCAGGAACAUCAUGUGCAGGUGUAUUUUGAUGCAUUAAAUAGAAUGAAAGUUUAUGAGUCAUAAAGGAGGGGAGAGCACAUGUACAAAUUCAACACUUUGUUCUGUUGCUGUUCUGUUAAUGUUGUUAAUACUGUUUUACAGAUAUGGAUGCUGUCAUACUCUAUGAAUCCUAUAAUAUGAUUCUUGGUGUAACUGUGAUGUUUAGCUUAUUUUUUAGUUGUUUUGUUAAUAGUGUUACAUAGAUGGUAAUUGUUUUAUUUAAGAUUUGUGAUUGUUUGACUGAUGAUUUGUAAAGUAUUCUAUACGAUUUAUGCUGUGAUGUUCCAUUAUGUUAUUUUUAUCUUUCGUUUAUAAACCGCUUUGGGAUUUAUUUGAAUAAAAAGCGGCAUAGAAAUAGAAUCGA
Podarcis raffonei (Aeolian wall lizard) is the source of this 4505-nucleotide messenger RNA. RefSeq names its product zinc finger protein 436-like. The transcript is spliced from 3 exons. The record is from RefSeq and is a predicted model, not a curated record. Bases 1667 to 2998 code for a protein of 443 amino acids. Gene Ontology annotation, biological process: negative regulation of transcription by RNA polymerase II. NCBI's taxonomy places the organism in Eukaryota, Metazoa, Chordata, Lepidosauria, Squamata, Lacertidae. Gene Ontology annotation, molecular function: DNA-binding transcription repressor activity, RNA polymerase II-specific.